UGUAAAUAUUUAUUUAUUAUGGCUGAAAUAAAUAAUAAAAAAUAUGAAAUAUCAAUGAAUAAUGAUGAAAAAGAAAAAUUACAACCGUUACAAAAUAUAAAAGAACCGGUGAUUGUUACAACAAUCGAUUCAGAGUUAAAAGUUAAGAAUAAGAAAUUUGUUGAAAUUGCCGCAACAAUUAGUGGUUCAUUAACAAAAUUCUCAACUGGAUUAAUAGUCGGCUGGUCUUCACCAUCUCUACCAAAAUUAAGAGCCGCUGAUUCUCCUGUACCAAUCACAAGUGCUCAAUCACCAUGGGUUGCAGGAGCAAUGCAAUUAGGAACUCUACCAUCAGUAUUUUUAAUGGCUGCUACCGUUGAUGUAUUUGGUCGUAAACGUGGUAUAUUAUUCAGUGCUAUACCAUUAAUUAUAUCAUGGAUAUUAAUCGCUCAAGUUACCUCAUUCGAAGCCUUGUUUACCGCACGUUUUAUUGGUGGCUUAGGCUCUGGUUAUGGUAAAAUAGUAAUUGGAACCUACAUUGGUGAAAUAGCACAACCAUCAAUACGUGGUGCUUUAGGAACAUUUAUGGGAAUUACAUAUGUGCUAGGAGUGUUAACCUCGUAUUCAGUAGGACCAUUAACAACAAUUAGUGAAUUCGCUUAUAUUAGUACAAUAAUUCCUGUUGCACUGUUUGUAACUUUUAUGUGGAUGCCAGAAACACCAUAUUUCUAUUUGAUGCGUGGUAAAAAUGAAAAAGCACGUGAAACUUUAGAGAAAUUACGUGGACAUACAAUGGUUGAUGAAGAAUUAACACGUAUGGCGAAAGGAAUACAAAAAAAAGUUCCAUUAAUGGUAGCUUUUAAGAAAUUAAUUUCGGAGCGGAAAAAUCGUCAACCGUUAUAUGUAAUUUGUAUAUUAUUCUUUUCGAUACAAGUAACUGGCAAAAUGCCUAUUUUAUCGUAUUGUCAAAAUAUUUUUGAGGAAAGUGGUGGAAGUAUAUCCCCAUAUUGGGGCUCGAUUAUAACAUGUUUUAUUCAAUUAGCUGCGCUAAUUAUCUCAGUAUUUAUUAUUGAUAAAAGUGGACGAAGAUUUUUGUUAAUAUCCUCGUGUAUAGGAUGCGCCAUCUCAUUAGGUGUAUUAGCAAUAUAUCUCUUUUGUAAAGAACAUUUAAAACAAAAUGUUGACACAUUUAAUUGGAUUCCAUUAUGUUCAUUAAUUUUGUAUAAUUUUGUUUUUAACAUUGGAUUAGGGAAUGUACCAUUUAUAAUGGUUGGUGAAUUAUUUGCAAAUGAUGUAAAAUCGAUUGCUGUAUGUGUUACAAGUUUAUGUUUACCGAUUUCGUCGAUUACGAUGUUAAAAUUCUUUCAAGUAAUGACGGACGCUUAUGGAAUGUAUACUAGUUUUGCGUUCUUUUCAGUUAUAUCAAUUUUAUGUACAAUUUAUUGUUAUUAUUGUGUACCUGAGACAAAAGGUAAAUCUUUAGAAGAAAUUCAAGCGUUUUUUAUGAAGAAAAAGUGAAGUACGAUUUAGAAAAUUAAAGAAUGGAUACAUUUCCUUUACACGGUUAUUUAAUUUAAAUGGAGUUUAGUUCUUCAAAAAAACGUAUAUUGAAAAUAUAAAUAAGGCGCAAUUAUUUUUGAUACGAAGGUUUAGUUCUAACCUUCAUGGUUUUGACGAAGAUUGGAAAUGGUCUACUGCAGAUAUGUACCACCAGAUGACUGGUGAUACAUUGUUAUUAAUGAAAUUUUUUUUCUGUAUUUGUUUAAGUGUACAGGCCAUAACCAAUUUUAUUUUUAAAAGCGUGGAUCCAGAGACACAAUAAAAUAAUUAUUGUUAGUGGUUAGCAAAUCACUUGCAGCCCAUAGAUGUAGUGCAUUAUACAGUUGGAUAGCACGUAGCUAGAAUAAUUGUGGCCCAAAUAAUACAACAAUCGGGUUCCUUUAAUGCAUGGAUGAGUAGUUUCUUAAAUAUCUUCUACUAGCUGAGAACUACCCGCUUUGCUGGGCAACAUUGCGACUCCCCCCAUAUCUCCUGUGUAGGGGUUGUAGUGUACAC
Molecule: messenger RNA, 2034 nt
Organism: Chrysoperla carnea
Lineage: Eukaryota; Metazoa; Arthropoda; Insecta; Neuroptera; Chrysopidae
Product: facilitated trehalose transporter Tret1-2 homolog
Exons: 2
Coding region: 19-1497 (492 amino acids)
Biological process (GO): transmembrane transport
Cellular component (GO): membrane
Molecular function (GO): transmembrane transporter activity
Source: RefSeq, a predicted model, not a curated record